Aspergillus homomorphus CBS 101889 is the source of this 4725-nucleotide messenger RNA. RefSeq lists its product as uncharacterized. The record is from RefSeq and is a predicted model, not a curated record. Gene Ontology annotation, biological process: Mo-molybdopterin cofactor biosynthetic process; transsulfuration. NCBI's taxonomy places the organism in Eukaryota, Fungi, Ascomycota, Eurotiomycetes, Eurotiales, Aspergillaceae. Gene Ontology annotation, molecular function: carbon-sulfur lyase activity; pyridoxal phosphate binding. The transcript is spliced from 10 exons. Bases 1 to 4725 code for a protein of 1574 amino acids. Gene Ontology annotation, cellular component: cytosol; cytoplasm.
AUGUCGACUGAGGACCCUUUCUCUUUCCUCGGCGAGGAACCGAAACAGGCACAGAGCAAGAAGCCACACUGGAGGGAGAAGCUGUUCUCCAAGGACAAAAAGGCCAAGGGAGCCACAGACCAACAAAUUGAAGCCUUCUUGGGACCUACUCGCUCGAAAUCUCUAUCCUACGGAGCAACAGCCACCCAGCGAGAAUUGCGGCCGCUUCGUCCUGACGCUGCCAGUCGGUGGCCCUCCGCGCAGGAUGUGCUCAAUGCUUCAUCCUCGAUCGCCGCCGCCCAUGAUGUCACUUCAAUGGCGGACUUUACGAAACCACCGUUCAAAAGUCGCCCUCGCAAAGGCGCAAAGGUCAGGUUUGCCGACAGGGCGCCUGAGAUCAUCGGAGAAGGAGGUGACGAAGUAGAGGUCCCAACAAUGGAAAUCUCCCUGGAUCGAAACAGAGCUCAGAGUCUGGAAUCCAAUGGGUCUGACAGCCAUUCUGGAACGGACGGGCCCCCUCAAUUGCGUCUCGAUACUUCGAUUGGAGCGAAUGAUGGGCCUACGCCUCGCGAGCGAAACCUUGAACAUCCCAAGGCUCUCUCUCUAGGGACGAGACCAGAAGACUGGAAACCACUUCUUCUACAAAACGCCCAAGAUGCAGAUUUCCUGAUGACUCUGAGUCUUGGAGAAAGAGGCUCCCGUCUGUCAUUUCGCGCUUCCCCUGAGUCAAAUUCCUUUGCGCAACGCGUUCGGGCAAAGAUGCAAGCUGAGGAGGGCCUUGCUUUACAACAUCGCCUUUCAGAACCCACGUCGCCCGGUGAUGAAAACGAAGUUCAAUCUCCGGCCCCAAGAAUUCCAGAUAGCCCUAGUUCGACCUAUGAGACGCCUCCGAUUUCCGAGACUGAGCCAACUGCCCCGGAUAACCCAUUCAAGGACACCCCAAGCCAUCCCUCGGUCACUCGAUCUGUGGCGUCCGAGAGGCCUAUCCUUUCUCCGGUACUCUCCUCUAUCCGUCAGCCAGUUCCCAGUCUCCCUGUUCCUGAGAUCACAAGCCGGUCAUCCAGUAGGGACGCUCGGGAUACGUCUCGGGGUCCACAGCCACCUAAGUUCACACUUAAGUCGAUUGCGAAUCAAUUAGGCGACACUGCGUUUGCAGACCUGAAGGCGUAUGUGGUGCAGUUCCGGGAUCCAAUCGAGAUCGCUGCCGAAAGUGUCAAGCCGCUUGUUGGAACCCCGCUUUCGGAAUGGAUGAGGGCGGCAUUGUGGUGGUUUUUGCGUGGGAAGAAGAGACUAGAAACUUAUGCGCGGUCGCGUCCCUCGAGUUCUGAGAGCGCAAAGCAGGCAAUUGUCGAUCUCGCCAAGGCAUUGUGGAUUACCGAAAACAUCGUUCCACAACAUGAGGAACUGGCUCGAUACGUGGCAAGUACGACUGGUAACAAGGAGCUGGCCGAUCUCCUGAGCCUGAGUCAAACGAUUCUGAAUCAUUUGCGUUCACUGGCCAUGUCCAUCAAGAGAAACAAUAUCCUCAUGACUCUCUCACAGGAGCGUUCGCCAAGUGACAUCGAUAGCACUGUCUGGGUUGAGUAUCCCGCCUUUGCUCCUGAUGUUGCUGCCAUUCUAUCCGGAACGGCGACGAAAUCCUUGCUGGCCGACAAAGCCGGAAAAUCUUACAGCUUUGUGCAGAUGAUGCCAGUGAGCGACACCAAUCGUUAUUUCAGCUAUGGAAGCAUGUUCGUCGAUGUUUGUAUCGCAUCCAGCGAUGAUGACGACAAGCAACAUCCUAUCCCGUGCGCAUUGUCUAUAAUCCGAGAUAGAGCUGACUGGUAUGUCUUUGCGGCUAUAACCAGUCAGAGUGACUUGGCCAAUAUUAUCAUCCAGUCGGAUAAGAAGAAUGGCCCUACUUGGGAAAGUGUGAGUUGGCACGUCCGGUCACACGCCAUGCGCGUCAAGCUCCCCCGGGGCUUUGAGUUACAUGUCCAGUUCCAGGAGGAGGAUUUCAAGAACAUCUGGAACAUUGUUCAAUACACUUCCAAAACUGAAGCAAGUCUGAAGCCUGAAAAGAAUGAGACAUUGGUCUAUGAGAACACUCUCAAGACCUUCCGCUACAUUGACUCUGGAACUCCCAAAGCUUUCCCUCCUGAGCCUGUUGAGAAAUGUCGCUUACGUUUGUUCGAGAGAACCGUGCCUUUGAACGAGGGCACAGGCCAGCGCAUGCAGCACCAGGGCUUCCGGAUAGCGAUUCUCACCAGUCCCAAGGUCAAAACCCUAAGCAGCGUGCGUCACAUUCUCGGAAACGGCGCUCCCUUGGUCUUCGGUCUCCUCCGUGGUGACGAUGGAGCACCCGCUCUUCUGCUCAAAGUCAAGGAGGAUGGUAGUACGAGGUCUAUGUUGAUGGCUUUUGACGAGCUCGAGGAGCGGACAAUGUUGCAUUCUUUGCUCUUGGGAAUACUACCACAAGAGCGCGAGGCGAAAUCCUCCGACAUCUCCAUCCGUGCCUUUACAAUCGAGCAGCCGGCGGAUCGAGUCACUGGUAAACCCGCCAGGGAACAUAUCCAAUUCCCAGCCGGCACUAUCUCGAUCAUUGACGAACAGUAUACCCGACCUGAUCACGGUUAUGGCCCUACUGUCCUCUCGGAACAUCUGCGUGCCUUCAUCGCCACGGAAUGGGGCUCGGUUACGGAUCGUCUUAAUCUCGGCCCUGGUGAGCUGCGGCUUGGCCUCGAUGUCAACAAUCGGACAGGGCUUAGCCUAUACCGACCGGGGCAGAAAGACCUUACUGUUUCCGUCGCGGAGAACAUGGUCAUUCCUGAAAUGCCCGAUAAGCUUACAGAUUCCCUGCAACAAAUCAUGGUGAAACCGACGAUCAGACGCUUCGACUUUGCUACCGUACAGGAUCUUCACACAUUCCAACAGGCCGUGACAGGGUUUAAGGUGCUUUUUGACAGUGUGGCUUCGUCUUUCGCCAUAUCUCGACGUCGCAUGGUGGUCCCCAUCACCAAGAAAUGGGAAUCGAGCCUCGCUCGAGUUCAGGUUAUCCGCCGCGACAGAGUUGUCCAGCUGGUGGCUUUUCUCAGUGGCUUUCACUAUGGACGGUGUAUGAACUUCAUACUCAAGGGCACAGACACCCUCGAGUCAUUCGGCAAAACCGGCAAGUUUGGCGUCCGCAUUGUCGAUGCUAAAUUCGCGUUGCCGAAAUCCGACGAUGAUCCUGCCUCCAACUUUGUCUCGUUGGACACACCAGACUAUCCCAUGGAACAUGAUGAUAUCUCAAUUGCAUUCGACUCUGAAGCAGAAAUGGGAACCUCCACGCGUUCACUCCAUGCGGACGAUGCGCUGAAUGUGGUCUCAGAUGUUGCUCCUCCAAUCCAUGUCGCCACUACAUUCCGGUAUUCUGAUAACCCUGACGAUCUUGUGCCAUGCGCAGACCUCACAGGCGACAAAGAGCAGGACAAGACAGCACACAUCUACUCCAGACUUUCGACGCCUGGCUCCACCCGUUUUGAAGCCAUUCUCUCGUCCCUUCUCAAUGGCGAAGCUAUCAGCUAUUCUUCGGGCCUGUCGGCCCUGCAUGCAGCCCUGACGCUGCUCAAUCCUCGCCGUAUCGCGAUCGGAAAUGGCUACCAUGGGUGUCAUGGUGUGAUCGCACUUUUCAGCCGCGUGACGGGGCUUCAGAAGCUGGACCUUGACUGCCCCGCGGAGCAAUUGGAAGCGGGCGACGUGAUUCAUUUAGAGACGCCAGUAAAUCCGGAGGGAACAGCAUUUAACAUCGAAGCCUACGCGAAGAAGGCGCACUCCCGAGGGGCGUACCUUAUCGUUGACGGUACAUUUGCACCUCCAUUUCUACAGGAUCCAUUCAAGUGGGGCGCUGAUCUGGUUCUGCACUCGGGGUCCAAAUACUUUGGGGGCCACAGCGAUGUUCUUUGCGGCGUGCUUGCCACCCAGCGCAAGGAUUGGGCCCAACAGCUGUUCCAGGACAGGAUUUUUCUGGGGAGUGUCAUGGGAAACAUGGAGAGCUGGUUGGGUGUGAGGAGUCUUCGCACUCUCGAAGUUCGAGUCCAGCGCCAGAGUGAGAACGCAACAAAGCUUGUUUCAUGGCUCCACGAUGCUCUUUCUGCGCAGAAUCCUGCUUCCGGCAGUGAUGACUCAUUUACUCAGGCAGCUCUUCAGAGUGUUCUCCACGCGAGUCUACAGAAGGAGGACGAGUCGUGGUUGUUGAAGCAGAUGCCUAAUGGGUUUGGACCGGUCUUUUCGAUCAUCAUGAAGACGGAAGAUUUUGCUCGCAAGCUCCCUAGCAAGCUCGCAUUCUUCCAACAUGCCACUAGUCUGGGAGGGGUAGAAACACUGAUUGAAUGGCGAACUAUGUCGGACACAACGGUUGAUCGCCGGUUGCUGCGGAUCAGCGUUGGGCUGGAGAAUUGGGAGGAUCUUCGGCAGGAUUUGGUGACCGCAUUUAAGGCUCUAAUGUCAUCAUCCCAACCACCACCACCAACCUUCCAAAUCCACUACUUCUCCACCGCAACCAGCUACACAGGCAAAUCCACCGAGCGUCUACCCGCCCCGCUGGCUCUGCGCGAACUCUUUCCGCUCCUCGAGUCCCGGUACCCGGGCAUCACGGCCGCUGUGUUACGCACUUGCGGCGUUAGCGUCCGCGAGGAGUAUGUGGAUGUUGAGGGGGAGGAUGGCGGCACUGUUGUUAUUGGGGCUGGGGAUGAGGUUGCGGUUAUUCCGCCUGUUAGUUCGGGGUGA